Candoia aspera is the source of this 5183-nucleotide messenger RNA. RefSeq names its product natriuretic peptide receptor 2 (gene NPR2). Bases 289 to 3510 code for a protein of 1073 amino acids. Gene Ontology annotation, molecular function: protein kinase activity; adenylate cyclase activity; ATP binding. The transcript is spliced from 22 exons. Lineage: Eukaryota; Metazoa; Chordata; Lepidosauria; Squamata; Candoiidae. Gene Ontology annotation, cellular component: plasma membrane. The record is from RefSeq and is a predicted model, not a curated record. Gene Ontology annotation, biological process: protein phosphorylation; intracellular signal transduction; receptor guanylyl cyclase signaling pathway.
GGCCGAGACGGAGGCCAAAAGGAAAGGCGCCGCGGACGGCCCGCCUAGCCCGGGGCUGCCGGUGCCCGCGGAAGCCGCGGGAGGCACCAGGGGGCGCUGCCUGCCCACCUCCUUGCGCGGGCAGCGCAUCCGGAGGGAGGCGCGGGUGGGCAGCUGGGGCGGCCUCUCCAGAGGGAGUGCAGGGCGGCCCGCCCCGCAGAGGGAUCCGGCGGCGGUCGGUGAGGAGCCGUGCCGCGCCGAGCGAGCGAGCGAGCGAACGCAUUCCUUCAGCCGCUGCCGGCCACCCGCAUGGCCUCGCCCCUGCUGCUGCUGCUGCUGCUGCCCGCCUUGGCGAGUCUCUCGCCGUGCGCAGCCCCGCCGCCCAGCCCGGCCGGAGCCAACGGCAGCGCACCGGCCCCGGCCGUCCUGACAGUGGCCAUGGUGCUGCCCGAGCACAACCCCAACUACCCCUGGGCGCUGCCGCGCGUGGGCCCCGCCGUGGACCUGGCCUUGGAGGCGCUGGAGCCUGUGCUGCGGGCCGCCGGGCUGGCGGUGAAGAAGGUGUUCGCCACGUCCGAGCUGAACGGCGCCUGCUCCGAGUCGGUGGCGCCGCUCAAGGCCGUGGACCUGAAGCUUUACGACAACCCGGACGUGCUGCUGGGCCCGGGCUGCGUCUACCCGGCGGCCGCCGUGGGGCGCUUCGCCUCGCACUGGAGCCUGCCGCUGCUCACCGCCGGCGCCGUGGCCGCGGACUUCAGCCGCAAGCAGGAGCACUUCAGCACGCUGGUGCGCGUCGGUCCGUCCGCCCCCAAGCUGGGCGCCUUCGUGGCCCACCUCCACGGGCACUUCAACUGGAGCUCCCGCGCCGCCCUGAUCUACGUGGACCGCAAGACCGACGACCGCCCCUUCUACUUCACCAUCGAGGGCGUCUACGAGGAGCUGCGCCACGCCAGCCUGGCCGUCGGUUACCAUAUCUACGCUCCCCGCGACAACGGCAGCGCCGCCGGCGACGAAGCCGGAGGCCCGGACGCGGCCGUCCAAUUCAUCCGAGCUAAUGGGCGAGUCAUCUACAUCUGUGGUCCCCUGGAGAUGCUGCACCAAGUCAUGCGUCGAGCCCAGUAUGAGAGCAUGACCAGCGGUGACUAUGUCUUCUUCUACUUGGAUGUCUUUGGAGAAAGCCUGCAAGGGGAAGGGAGACAGGGAGCUGCCAAGCCCUGGCAGAACAAGGAGGGCCAGGACUCCAGCGCCCUUCGAGAGGCCUUCCAGACGGUGCUGGUGAUUACCUAUCAUGAGCCCCAAACUUCGGAGUACCAAAGCUUCCAGAAUCAGCUGAUCCUGCGGGCUCGGCAGGAUUAUCAGGUGGAGCUCAGUGGUUCACUGAAAAACCUGGUGGCCGGCUGCUUCCAUGAUGGCCUGGUCCUCUACACCAUGGCCCUCAACGAGACCAUCAGCGAGGGCGGAACCAAGUGGAACACCAGCCUCAUCCUGGAGAAGAUGAAGGGGCGCAAUUUCCAGGGCGUCACUGGGACCGUGAGCAUGGAUCAGAACAACGACCGGAACACCGACUUCAACCUGUGGGCCAUGGCGGAUGUGAAGAGCGGCGAGUACCAGGUGGUUGGGCACUACAUCGGAUCGGAGAAGCAGUUGAAGUGGCUGGGGCCCAUCCACUGGGUGAAGGGGGAGCCGCCUCUCGAUAACCCCCCCUGUUUCGACAUGGACGACCCCUCCUGUGACAAAAGCACGCUCAGCACCCUAGCAAUCAUGGCCCUGGGAGCCGGACUCACCUUCAUCAUGUUUGGGGUUUCCAGCUUCCUGAUCUUCAGGAAGCUGAUGCUGGAGAAGGAGCUGGCCAGCAUGCUGUGGCGGAUCCGCUGGGACGAGCUGCAGUUUGGGAGCUCGGAGCGUUAUCACAAGGGGGCAGGCAGUCGGCUCACGCUCUCGCUGCGCGGGUCAAGUUACGGCUCCCUCAUGACUGCCCACGGCAAAUACCAGAUCUUUGCCAACACGGGACUCUUCAAGGGAAACGUGGUGGCCAUUAAGCACGUCAAUAAGAAACGGAUCGAGCUGACGAGGCAGGUGCUCUUCGAACUGAAACACAUGCGGGAUAUCCAGUUCAACCAUCUGACACGGUUCAUCGGGGCCUGUAUUGACCCGCCCAACAUCUGCAUCGUGACGGAGUACUGCCCCCGCGGCAGCUUGCAGGAUAUUCUGGAGAACGAGAGCAUCAACCUGGACUGGAUGUUUCGCUACUCCCUCAUCAACGACAUUGUCAAGGGCAUGGCCUUCCUGCACGGCAGCAUCAUCGGCUACCACGGCAGCCUCAAGUCUUCCAACUGUGUGGUGGACAGCCGCUUUGUGCUCAAGAUCACGGAUUACGGCCUGGCCAGCUUCCGCCAGAGCCACGAGAGCGAGGGCAAUCACGCGCUCUAUGCCAAGAAGCUGUGGACGGCACCAGAGCUGCUGCAGAAGGGGACCCUGCUCAUGCCCCCUCCAGCAAUGCAGAAGGCAGACGUAUACAGCUUUGGGAUCAUUCUGCAGGAGAUCGCGCUGCGCAACGGGGCCUUCUACGUGGAGGGCAUAGAUCCUAGUCCCAAGGAGAUUGUGCAGAAGGUGUGCAACAGCCGGCCGCCCUACUUCCGGCCCACCAUUGACACCCGCCUGCACAGCGAGGAGCUGGCUGUCCUGAUGGAGCGCUGCUGGGCUCAGGACCCGGCUGAGCGCCCGGAUUUCACCCAGAUUAAAAUCUUCAUCCGACGGUUCAACAGGGAAGGGAGCACCAGCAUCCUGGACAACCUGCUGUCGCGCAUGGAGCAGUACGCCAACAACCUGGAGAAGCUGGUGGAGGAGCGCACACAGGCCUACUUGGAGGAGAAGCGCAAGGCAGAGAACCUGCUCUACCAGAUCCUCCCCCACUCAGUGGCUGAGCAGCUGAAGCGGGGCGAGACGGUACAGGCUGAAGCCUUUGACUGUGUCACCAUCUACUUCAGCGACAUUGUGGGGUUCACUUCCUUGUCAGCCGAGAGCACCCCCAUGCAGGUGGUGACACUCCUCAAUGACCUCUACACUUGCUUUGAUGCCAUCAUUGACAACUUUGAUGUCUACAAGGUGGAGACUAUUGGCGAUGCCUACAUGGUAGUGUCUGGCUUGCCUGUUCGAAACGGCAAGCGUCAUGCCCACGAGAUCGUCCGCAUGGCCCUCGCGCUUUUGGAGGCCGUGAAAACAUUCCGCAUCCGGCACCGGCCCAGCGAACAGCUGCGCCUGCGCAUUGGCGUCCAUUCUGGGCCGGUGUGCGCUGGAGUGGUGGGCCUCAAGAUGCCGCGCUACUGCCUUUUUGGGGACACAGUCAACACAGCUUCACGCAUGGAGUCCAACGGGCAGGCCUUGAAGAUCCACAUCUCUUCCACCACCAAGGAGAUCCUGGAUGAGUUUGGCUGCUUUGAGCUGGAGCUGCGGGGUGAUGUGGAGAUGAAGGGCAAAGGCAAGAUGAGGACGUACUGGCUGCUGGGUGAGAAGAGCACAGCCGUCAUCUGAUGGGGCUGCUCCCUCCCCCUCUGGGUACUGGGCAGCGGCUCCUCCCACUAGGAUGCCUGGGAAUUCACCUUGCCGCAGAGCGCGGAGCGAGAAGGGGCCGGCCUGCGGGAGAGGAUGGCCCCCAGCCACCAAGGGUCUUCCCCACCCAGCCUACAAACGCUGUGCAGCAGGUGCUCAAGAACCCAUCUGCCUGAGCCCAGGCCACACGAUGCCCUUUGCCCAGCGGGGGUUCCUGGCCCCGGCCAAUGCCCCCUCCUGGUUCAGCUGGCUGAGCCAUCCUUCCGCCCCUGCUGCUUACUUUUUUCCUCUGAUUGUAAAUACAGGAAUCAGGCGAACGAUUUUGUCAAAACAGAAAGAGGGAGGGGGAGACCAGAGCCCCCCCCCCCCCAUUCAGCUGGAGAAAGGAUGGCAGUCCAGCCCUGGCAUGCUUUUUUGGCUGGGGAACAACAAGGAAGUUUCCUGGCAACAGCCCUGGAGUUGUUGGGGAUUCAGCUCUUGCAGUAAUUUAGGAGGGGAGUCGGCUGUUCAAGGAGGGGUCUUCAUAUCCCUCUCAGUUCCUGCCCCCACCUGCACUGGCUUGGUGCUUUCCCACUGGCCCAGAUGGUGGCAAGGAAUGUUUCUAGAGCUUGGGAUAGUUCUCUGAGUCGUACGGCAAGGGCUGGUCAAGGUAUUCGGGGACAGGGGUGGUGAACGUGGCACACUUCUUGAAAGGGGUGUCACCCGUCCGGAUGCUGGAGGUGCCCUGCAGAGAGGGGGAAAGAGGCCUGAAGACCGUCCUCCUCGUGUGCGUCACCAGCCCCAUGUUUUCUGGCUCAAGCUGCCCAGCCAGAACAUACCCUCCACACGGGAACAACAGGUGCCCGGGCUGCCUGCCAGCCAGCCGUGUCCUUUUCAGCCUUUUCAAGGACGAGCCUCUGGGGGGAAGGGCAGUAGAGGGCUGCUGAGCACAGGUUGGCACAGGACAGGGUGGCACUCACCGGCACCUCUUGGGCAUGUUCGAGCCAGAAGGUCUGUGGUUGCUCCAGCCGAUAGUCGUGGGGCUGCAGAGAGGAGAGGAGAAGUCCCAUGGCAGCCAGGAGCCUUCUGGGGGUGUCCAGUGAGGGAGGCGAUGGACAGCCUGGCCGUUCUUCCAGCACAAAGGGGCCCUUACCUGAGUGGGGAGCGGGGGCAUGGAAAGGACGCCCUCCUGAUUAUAGUCCCGGUGGGUGAUGGAGGUGGACUCGAGGGGCUGGGGUGGUGGGUAGACGUCGUCCUCCAGGAGGCUCUUGCUGCAGACAAACAGCAAGGGCAGCUGAGCCAGGGGCAGUGCUUUGCCAAGGAAGGCCCUGCACGCAGCCAGGGCGCUGGCUGCAGAGCCGACUCUCUUGGCCCUCCCGGGGCAGAGACGGCCUCCGGGGUCAAUGGGUGCUUCCGCUGUGCCGGCAAGCCUCACGGAGGGACCUCCAGCACUGUCUGCAGCGCCGACCCCGGGAGAUCUUUUUCUAUCACCAGCAAUUUGGGAAACAAAAGGCUCGGGAGCCAAUGCAGCCACAGGCACAAUAGGAAACUCAUCCCUCCAGUCAGUUUCCUGGACAGAUUUUAUAUGUUCACUUUUUAGACAAAGACAGUGGACUGGUGAGGCUUCAUUUUUCAAUUUGUUGUCCAAACGUUUUAAGAAUAAAAUACAGCACCCA